Messenger RNA from Phyllostomus hastatus (greater spear-nosed bat), 2731 nucleotides. RefSeq names its product leucine rich repeats and transmembrane domains 2 (gene LRTM2). The transcript is spliced from 6 exons. Lineage: Eukaryota; Metazoa; Chordata; Mammalia; Chiroptera; Phyllostomidae. The coding region runs from base 564 to 1676 and encodes 370 amino acids. Gene Ontology annotation, cellular component: plasma membrane. The record is from RefSeq and is a predicted model, not a curated record. Gene Ontology annotation, molecular function: protein binding.
UCACUCCAUUGCUCCAUCUCUUUGCUCGCGCGCGCUCUCUUUUCCUCUCCCCUUUCUUCCCCUCUCCUCUCUGUCCCUCCCUCUUUCCCUCUCAGUUUGUUAUUGACCCAGCAGCCCUGUCCCCUUGGCAGCGGCGGCGGCAGGCAUUCCUUCUCCCUGUGCGGUGCACUGCGUGCCAGGUCCCUGCUCCCGCCGGAUUGGGGGCUCAGUGCCCACUGCGCUCUGCUUGGCGGUGCUGCCUGGGUUUCUCCAGGAAUCCCAGGAGCGGCUCAUUGGACAGUUUACAGCUACUUGAUUUCAGGAUCUCUAGGUCAGGGUGAAAGAAGCUGCUGCAGCAUGAAGCCCUGAGCCAGUGAGUCUUACUACAGACCAGCUGGCAGACACCAAGCUUUGCGACUCUCACCUCAGGCCAAGGUGAGGGGAAGCAGGGGCCGCCUGGCAGCAAGAGCACCUGAGGAGGGCCUGCUCCCUGCCUCCUCGGGGCCAUGGACUGACCGGCGGUGCAUACCAAGGGGCUCCUCUGUCCCCAGAGGUGCAGGGCUGUGAGAGCUGUGGCAUUCACCAUGCUGGCCCUGGGCAGUGGCCCUGAGCAGAGGACCAGGCUGGCCCUGCAGUGGAGGCAGAUCUCUUGGAUUGCCUGUUGGAUCACCCUGUAUGCUGUGGAGGCCCUCCCUGCCUGUCCUUUCUCCUGUAAGUGUGAUACCAGCAAUCUGGAGGUGGAUUGCAGUGGCCUAGGCCUCACGAUUGUGCCCCCAGACUUGCCUGCUGCCACCCGAACCCUCCUGCUCUUGAACAAUAAGCUGAGUGCCCUGCCAAGCUGGGCAUUCACCAAUCUGUCCAGCUUGCAGCGGUUGGACCUAUCCAACAACUUCCUGGACCAGCUGCCAAGCUCCAUUUUUCGAGACCUGUCGAAUCUGACAGAGCUGCAGCUACGCAAUAACAGCAUCAGGACCCUGGACAGAGACCUGCUGCAGCACUCGCCCCUGCUCCGCCACCUGGACCUGUCCAUCAAUGGCCUGGCCCAGCUGCCCCCUGGACUUUUUGAUGGGCUCCCUGCUCUACGCUCCCUAUCACUACGCUCCAACCGCCUGCAGAACCUGGACCGGCUUACAUUCGAACCCCUAGCAAGCCUGCAGCUGCUGCAGGUUGGGGACAACCCCUGGGAGUGUGACUGUAACCUGCGAGAUUUCAAGCACUGGAUGGAGUGGUUCUCCUAUCGAGGAGGGCGCCUAGACCAGCUUGCCUGCACCCUACCCAAGGAGCUGAGGGGAAAGGACAUGCGCGUGGUCCCCAUGGAGAUGUUCAACUACUGCUCCCAGUUGGAGGAUGAGAAUAGCUCGGCUGGGCUGGAUAGUCCUGGGCCACCCUGCACCAAGGCCAGCCCGGAACCUGUGAAGCCCAAACCAGGUGCCGAGCCUGAGCCCGAGCCCAGUACAGCCUGCCCCCAGAAGCAGAGGUACCGGCCAGUGAGCGUGCGCCGGGCCAUUGGCACUGUGAUCAUCGCUGGAGUUGUCUGUGGCAUCGUGUGUAUCAUGAUGGUGGUGGCUGCUGCCUAUGGCUGCAUCUAUGCCUCCCUCAUGGCCAAGUACCACCGAGAGCUCAAGAAGCGCCAACCCCUUAUGGGAGACCCGGAGGGCGAGCAUGAGGACCAGAAGCAGAUCUCCUCUGUAGCAUGAAAGAGCCCAGCUCCACCUGGCCCAGGGACACCAGCCCAGAGGCCUUGAAGCUGCAGCGCGUGUGGAUGGCAGCCUCCUGAGAGCCAAGGGAGCCUAAUGCAUCAUCACUGCCAGCCCCAUGGGGAUACCCACCACUUCCACUCCUGUAGCCUGCAGUCCAGGAACCAUUGCUCUGCGCCUCUCAACCCUCCCUCUCCAGAACCUCUGGGCCUGUGACCUCGGAUGGGGCCUUGGUCAUGCUCUGUGAAUGACCAGUGGCAUCUUGGGAAAACAGGUAGCCUUUGCUGAAGUUCACUGCCUGCCAACAUCUCCCACACAGACACAGGAGCAGGGCCAGGACUGCUGCGCUCUGCUCAGCGGCUUCAGUGGUGGGGCGCCCUUUCCCACGGUUUGGUUUGCUCAGUCUGUCAUUGCCCCUGGACUGGGCUCCAAACCAGAGCAUGAGUCACAGGUCCUGUUUGUUCUUUGUCUGAAACUACACCAAAGGGGGAGGGAUACCUGCUUGCAGGGCGGUGGGAGUAGCAGUGAGAAGAGAGCUGUGUAGGGCCCGGGGGUCACUGUUCUUUUUUCUAGGUCUGCCCCUCCUCAUGAGUCUGAUGCAGGACACUGGUUUUCCCAUGACCCACAGAGGGCAGGAGACAUCGGACUGGGUUCUGGCCCUAAGGCUGGGAGGGAGGUUCUCAAAUGGUGGCCCAGGAAGAGGUUGCAGAACACUGAGGCCCAGCGUCUGAGGAAGGACAGCGCAGGACUGGGCAAGACCAGCUUGCCUUGUACCCCUCAGCACUUCUAUCUCAAAGAAGAGCAUAGUGGGGGAGCAGGGUAGGAGGGGGGCAGAAAGGCCUUUGAGAAGACCAUUCUCCACCAAAGGGGGUGUAGAGGGAGCCCCAGCACAGGCUGCUAAAUGCCCUCCCUGGGGUGGGGGCAGUCUUCCUUCUUUUGGUUUGCCAGCUUAAACCAGAUCUGAGGAUUGCCUAAAGGGAAUGGGGGGAAGGUUGGAUGUUGUCAAUGGUGGUAUCUCCAUCUUGAGAUGGAAGAUUUUUAAAGGCAAAAUUAUA